This is a messenger RNA of Alnus glutinosa, 1932 nucleotides long. Its product is annotated as pollen receptor-like kinase 4. Gene Ontology annotation, molecular function: protein kinase activity; ATP binding; protein binding. Gene Ontology annotation, biological process: protein phosphorylation. The coding region runs from base 1 to 1932 and encodes 643 amino acids. Lineage: Eukaryota; Viridiplantae; Streptophyta; Magnoliopsida; Fagales; Betulaceae. The record is from RefSeq and is a predicted model, not a curated record. The transcript has 3 exons.
AUGCUAAUGGGUGCGCGCUUGGCAAGGCUUAUGCGCGCACCAAUUCCUAAAAUAUUCUUCGCCCUUGUUAUCAUGCUAUCCUGUAUAGUCAUGUCAUCCUUUUCUGCAUCAGACACGGAGAUCCUCAUAAAGUUCAAAGAGUCGUUAGCGCAUUCGAAAGCUCUUCACAAUUGGGACCCUAACGUAGUCCCGUGUGAAGGAAGAAAUAGGGGAAAUUGGGUUGGUGUGAUUUGUUUUAAUGGGAAUGUUCGGGGUUUGCAGCUUGAAAACAUGGGGCUGAUGGGUACGAUAGAUGUGGAUUGUCUUAUUAUGCUGCGUUGCUUGAGGACGUUAAGCUUCAUGAACAAUACUUUUGCCGGUCCAAUGCCUGAUGUUAAGAAACUGAGUGCAUUAAGGUCGCUUUAUUUUUCGUAUAACCAUUUCUCUGGGGAGAUUCCGGAUGAUGCCUUUGAGGGUAUGGGUUCGUUGAAGAAAGUCUUUUUGUCAAAUAAUGAGUUUACGGGUAAAAUUCCUUCGUCCCUUGCCUCCUUGCAUAGGCUUAUGUUGUUGGGACUUGAUGGAAACAAAUUUGAAGGCCAAAUACCCGAUUUUCAACAGAAGGGUUUAAAGAGGCUUAAUGUCUCUAACAAUGAUUUGAAGGGUCCAAUCCCUGCCAGCUUAAGCAAGAUGGAUUCCAACUCCUUUUUAGGCAACGAAUAUCUAUGUGGCCCACCUCUGGAAUAUUCAUGCAAGUCCCCCAGGAGGAGGAUACCAGUAUUAAGAAUCGCAAUCAUUGUGAUGGGUGUAGCUCUCGUUAUAGCAGUCAUUGCUAUAGUUUUCUUCAUAUUCUACUUCUACUUGAAAGGUCAAUCAUCAUCACUAGAGCGAACCUCAACGUUAAACGAGCAAAAUGGGUUUGUCGCUUCCCAUCCAGGCCAAGUAGAACAUAUAUCGGCAGAGAACAGGGGGCAUACGAGGAAGGCCGAACAUGGGAAGUUGUCAUUUGUUAGGGAUGACAGAGAGAAGUUUGUUUUGCAAGAGUUGCUUAGAGGGUCAGCGGAAAUUUUAGGAAGUGCGACAUUUGGGUCUUCAUACAAGACAAGGGUGAAUGGGCAAUCCAUUGUUGUGAAGAGGUACAAGCACAUGAACAAUGUGGGAAGGGAAGAGUUUCAUGAGCACAUGAGAAGGCUGGGAAGGUUGAGUCAUCCCAACUUGCAUCCUCUUGUGGCAUAUUAUUACAGGAAAGAAGAGAAGCUGCUAAUUUCUGACUUUGUUGACAAUGGUAGCUUAGCUAGCGUUCUUCAUGGCAAUCAUAAUGAAGACCACCCGGCACUUGAUUGGCCAACCCGCUUGAGAAUCGUGAAAGGCGUUGGCAGGGGCUUGGCAUACCUUUAUGACGAAAUCCCCAGCCUAAUUGCACCUCAUGGACAUUUGAAAUCGUCGAAUGUGCUUCUAGACGACUCCUUCCAGCCCUUGUUGACCGAUUAUUCUCUAGCCCCCGUCAUCAGCCUAGACCUUGCCCAACAGAGCAUGAUGGCAUACAAGUCGCCCGAGUACGCACAACAUGGCCGCGUAACAAAGAAGACAGACGUAUGGAGUUUUGGAAUACUAAUAAUGGAGAUUUUAACGGGCAAGUUCCCGGAGAACUAUCUCACGCAAGUUCAUGAUAGUAAUACGGACUUGGCGGGUUGGGUGAACACAAUGAUUAAGGAAAAGCGGACGAGUGGAGUGUUUGAUUUAGACAUGGGGAGAGCGAAGAACAUCAAAAGUGAACAGCUAAAGCUUCUGAAGAUUGCAUUAAGUUGUUGUGAUGAGGAUGUGGAGAGAAGGUUGGAUAUGAGGGAAGUUGUUGAGAAGAUUGAAGAGUUGAAAGAGGGAUCAGAGAGCGAAUUUGGAGAAUAUACGUCAAGUGUUACGAAUGAUCAGGAUGUGUAUACUUUCAGGGGUGUGUAA